CGCACACGCAGCGUGGGAACAGCGCGCCGUCGACGAUGGCGUAGUUGAGUAUGAGAUCUGUUUCUCUUUUCGGUACCCGUCUUUACUUCCUCUCAUUCAACACGUGAACUGUCCACUGCUCACCGCGAUUCGAUUGACUUGCAACUGAACCAGACGAAGAAGCAACUUCUGGGAAUCAACAGAAACAACAGCCCAACCACAAUACAGUAAAACUGGCACCAACAGCGCAAGCAGAACAAACCCGACCAGCACCGCGCUCCAGUCGCGACGAGACACACGCUCACAAUGGCCUACACCACCUCCAACACCACAACGCGCAGCAGCUCACCCACAAAGACAUCCGAAACCCCCACCACCCUCUCCAAACCCCGCAUCCUCUGCCUCCACGGUGGCGGCGUCAACAGCGAAGUCUUCCGCAUGCAAUGCCGCUCCCUCAUCAAACACCUCCCAGCCUUUCGCUUCGUCUUCGCGGACGGUCCCUGGUUCUGCGAAGCCGGACCGGGAAUCGUCCCCGUCUACGAAGACUGCGGGCCUUUUCGACGCUGGCUUCGUUGGUUACCGCAUCAGCCUGAGACAGACGAUGGAUCCGCUACAGAGGAGAUUUUCUAUGAAAUUGAGAGGUGUAAGAGGGAAGAUGAUGAUAAGGGUGCGACGGGAGAGUGGGUCGGGAUUCUGGGGUUCUCGCAGGGUGCGAAGGUUGCGGCGAGUUUGUUGUAUGAUCAGCAGAUUAGGGAGGAGAAGGGGUUGGAGGUGGAUACGAGGUAUAAAUUUGGGGUGUUGACGGCGGGGAGGAAUCCUUUGGUGAGUUUUGGGGAGUAUAGUCGGUCUGAAGCGUUGGUGAGUGCUGGGCAAUUGAGUGAGGGGUUUGUGUUUGAGGGGACGAGUCCGCAUAUUUUGAAGUUGCCGACUUUGCAUGUGCAUGGAUUGAGAGAUAAUGGGCUGCAUUUGCAUCGGAGGUUGUUGAAGCAGUAUUGUGAUCCGGAGACGAGUGAGGUUGUGGAAUGGGAUGGGGAUCACAGGGUGCCCAUUAAAUCGACUGAUGUAAAGCCGAUUAAAGAUUGGGUGUACGAUAUUGCGAGGAAGGAGGGGAUACCAUUGAGGGAGACGUGACGGGCCAAGAAGAAGAAGAUAUAGACGAAGAUCAUGAUAGUAAUCAUCACAGCCGUCCGCGGCCAG
This is a messenger RNA of Cercospora beticola, 1176 nucleotides long. RefSeq lists its product as uncharacterized. Lineage: Eukaryota; Fungi; Ascomycota; Dothideomycetes; Mycosphaerellales; Mycosphaerellaceae. Gene Ontology annotation, cellular component: cytoplasm; nucleus. Gene Ontology annotation, biological process: secondary metabolite biosynthetic process. The record is from RefSeq and is a predicted model, not a curated record. Gene Ontology annotation, molecular function: hydrolase activity.